Molecule: messenger RNA, 1980 nt
Organism: Sporothrix brasiliensis 5110
Lineage: Eukaryota; Fungi; Ascomycota; Sordariomycetes; Ophiostomatales; Ophiostomataceae
Exons: 1
Coding region: 1-1980 (659 amino acids)
Source: RefSeq, a predicted model, not a curated record
AUGGCAUCAACGGCGCAUUCUGUCGACGGCCUGCCCUACCUCAUCCUCGACCGCAUCUGCGACCUCCUUGAUGAUGAGUCGGCUGAUCGACGCGACCUGUGGUCGUUUUCGUUGACCUGCCGUCGCUUUUGCGAGGCGGCCGACCCGCGCCGGUUCUGCCAGAUUGUGGUCUGUGUGCAAUUUGUCGACGGCGUCGACGCGACUGUUGCCCAAUUUCGGGCGCUGCUCGGCCGCGACAACGGCCGCCGGUAUGGCUACGUGCGCCGUCUCCGGGUGCAAGGUCUCGCCGCCAGGGCCAAUCGAGAUCCAGACUUGCAAUCAGACCUCGACGAGCAGAGCGCCGACCAGGCACCCUACGAAGCGUUUACCUACGGCACGUUUGACGUCAUGCACCCGUUCUGUCGCCUGCGCGAACAUGCGCCCUGGUACCUCGAUCACGGCGACCGCCCGGGCUUGUGGCAGGCGUUUGCCGAGUUGAUGCGCGAGCUACCCGCCCUGCGCGAUGUCAUCUGGACCUCGUGGCACAUGCCCCGUGCCGUGCUCGAAGCAGUGCAGAUGCCGCGUGCGCACAUGUGCCGUCUGCACAUGUCCGGCUGUGCAUUCCAGCUGCGCAGUCUCAUUUACGAACGCGACCAUCCGCGAUCCAUCAGUGCGGACGACUAUGCUCUGAUGACGUGCCCGGCCUUGUACAGCGUCAGUGCCCGGGUCGAGCCCUUGAACAAGGACGGCUUGCUUGAUUACAACGACUACGCCCUCCAGCAGAUGAUGGCCGGCCUGGCGCCAAACUUGACCAAUGUCUCGCUCGGACCUGGUAUCUCGGAAACGUCGGCUUGGAACGACGCAGACGACCUGGGUCGGCCGAAAUUCGGCGGGUUCUUCCUCGGAGACGACAAUGCGGAUCUCAAAAACCACUACGCCGAGAAAACGACAACCAUGAAAGGCGCGCCACUCCAAAACCUCAGUCUUGCUACGGGUCUGCCCGCACACAUCUUCCAAUGCUGGGAUAUGACAAAGGUGCGGCGCAUGUACGUCGAGUGGGACCACGACGUCGGCGCCGCCCUAGCCGAAUAUGCCGCGCGCGGUGAGCUUCGCUCCCUCGAGGUGCUGUGGCUCACCACCACGUUCUUCGUGCAAGAGCCAGCACGGAGCCAGGCGCACAUGCUGCAGAUUUUCAGCAACGCGGGACCCCUGCAGCGCCUGCACAUGAAGGGCGUCUUUACCGACAUUGUGUUCAACGCCAUCGCGCGCCAUCACGGAGCGACCCUGCGGGCCCUUUCCAUUGCCACGUUUGGGGAGUACCUGUGGGACCACGACGCAGGUGAGGACGUUCCGCGAACCUUCUUCAACUGGUCUCCUAAUGCCAUCCUGGAACUACCCGAGCUGUUCCCGCUCCUGGAAGCCGUCUCCGUGGCCAUGGACCGGACUCGGGGUGACUGCGGCGAAGUCGCCUUGUACCGCGCGCUCAGCCGGAUGCCCAGCCUGCAAUACCUGCUUAUUCGUCUCGUCUGUUCGAUUUAUCUAGGGGUCGAUGCUGCAAGGCGAUCCGAGGUCUUCUCGGGGGACGACAGACGGCUGAUGGCCUACGCAAACAAGGCGACCUUUGCGAACGCCGCCGUGGAUGCCACGCUCGCUCGCGCCGUCUUCGGCGUCGUCUCCAACAACGGACAGGGACCGCUGCAAAUGCUUCACAUUCAGCCUCGAUCCAGCCUGGAGUCCAAUGACGCGAAUUUCGAAAGCGCCAUGGAUAGCUUGAAUCGGUCAUGGGCGCUGCAUCGCCAAGCAGACGGCACCAUCGUCAUCAAGCCUCUAGACGUCCUUAGGCUACGCAGCGCCGUCGAAACGUGCACAGAAAUGACCGAGGCGAACGAAACUUGCUCCGCAGAUGACAAAGUGUUCUUUCCAGAUGUCUUCCAAGAGUUGUGGCCAGGAAACGGGCCGUGGUGGGAGAAUUAUACCAGUUUGCCUCUUGACCUGUCCUAG